UGAUUGGCACUUGGCAGCUCCAUUUUACUGACCAUUAUAUUCUGCUCAACUUUACUUUCUUAGUCAACUCAAAGGAAUUUGUUGCUGCAGCCAUGGCAGAUGUAGCAGUGAAAUUCUUAGUAGAAAACUUGAUGCAAUUGUUAAUCGACAACGCUGACUUGAUUAUUGGUAUAAAAGGUGAAGUUGAAAAUUUACUACAAGAUCUGAAUGACUUCAAUGCUUUUCUCAGACAAGCAGCUAAAUCCAGGAGAGACAAUGAAGUCUUGAAAUCACUAGUAAAGAAGAUAAGGAAAGUCGUAAAUGAUGCUGAAGAUUCAAUUGAUAAGUUUGUUAUUGAAGCUAAAAGACAUGACGAUAAGAACAAAUUUGCUCAGUGGUUUCAUCUUACUCAUGUUGCUAGAGCUAAAGGGGUUGCUGAUGAGAUUAAAACUAUAAGGGUAAGAGUGAAGGAAAUUCGCCAAAAUGAUGCUUAUGGACUUCAAGCUAUUACUUCUGAUGAUAAUUCCAACCAAGGUGCUCAGGAAAGGAAGGUCCCUGUAGUAGAGGAAGACGACGUGGUUGGUUUUGAUGAGGAAGCGAAAACUGUAAUUGAUCGUCUCAUUGGAGGAUCGGAUUAUGUUGUGCCAGUCGUUGGUAUGCCUGGUCUUGGAAAAACAACUUUGGCAUAUAAGAUUUACAAGGAUCCUAAGGUUGAGUAUGAGUUUUUCAACCGCAUAUGGGUAUAUGUCUCUCAAUCGUUCAACAGAAGGGAAAUAUUUCUCAACAUCAUCAGCAAAUUCACUCGAAACACCAAACAAUAUCAUGAUACACCAGAGGAGGAAUUGGCAAAUGAAAUAAAGGAGCUUCUUGGGAAGGGUGGGAAAUAUCUUAUUGUUUUAGAUGAUGUGUGGACAAGAGAAGCUUGGGAUCGGAUCAAAAUUGCUUUCCCCAAUAAUGAUAAACGGAAUAGAGUCUUGAUGACUACUAGACAAAGCAAUGUGGCUAAGUGCUGCAAUGAUAAACCUCAUGAUCUAAAGUUUUUGACUGAAAAUGAAAGUUGGGAGCUACUUGAGAAGAGAGUUUUUCACAAGGAAAAAUGUCCAUCUGAGUUAGAAUUACCUGGAAAAAGUAUAGCCAAAAAAUGUAGGGGCUUACCACUUGCAAUAGUUGUUAUUGCCGGAGCUUUGAUAGGCAAAGGAAAGACGACAAGGGAGUGGGAGCUGGUGGCUGACAGUGUGGGUGAGCACCUCAUAAAUAGAGAUCCAGAGAACUGCAAGAAAUUGGUGCAGAUGAGUUAUGAUCGUUUGCCUUAUGAUUUAAAGGCGUGCUUCUUAUAUUGUGGGGCUUUUCCUGGCGGUUCUGAAAUUUCAGCUCGGAAGUUGAUUUGUUUAUGGAUCGCGGAAGGAUUCAUACAAUACCAAGGACCAUUGACUCUAGAGGAUAUAGCAGAGGACCACUUGAAUGAUCUUGUCAAUAGGAACUUAGUGAUGGUAAUGCAAAGGAGUUCUAGUGGUCAAAUCAAAACAUGUCGUGUUCAUGACAUGUUGCAUGAGUUCUGCAGACAUGAGGCUAUGAUGGAGGAAAAUCUUUUCCAAGAAAUCAAACGAGGGCAAGAACAUUCUUUUCCAGAGAAACAAGAGUUAGCCACUUAUCGUCGCUUGUGCAUUCAUUCGUCUGUUUCUGAAUUCUUGUCAACAAAACCCUUUGGUGAGCAUGUUAGGUCGUUCUUAUGCUUUGCCUCGAAAAAAUUUGAGAUGCCUUUAGGUGAAAUACCAGCCAUCCCCAGAGCCUUUCCCUUGCUUAGGGUACUCGAUGCUGAAUCAAUCAAGUUCAGUCGUUUUUCUAGAGAGUUCUUCAAAUUAUUCCAUUUGAGGUACAUUGCAUUCUCAACUGACUCGAUUAUGACCAUUCCUACAAACAUUGGGAAUCUCUGGAAUGUACAAACACUUAUAAUUGAGACACAACAGGGUACUCUUGACAUUAAAGCAGACAUUUGGAAUAUGACAAGAUUAAGGCAUGUGUGCACAAACGCUUCCGCUACAUUGCCUUCCCCUAAGCGCCCCAAGAGCAGCAAGGACAACUUGGUGAAUCGUUGCCUACAAACACUUUCUACUAUAGCACCUGAAUGUUGCACGGCAGAAGUUUUUACUAGAAUUCCUAAUCUCAAGAAAUUAGGUGUUCGUGGAAAAAUAGAUGCACUUCUAGAGACCAGUAAGGAUGGGUCCAGUUCUGGUUUGUUCAGUAACAUAGGAAAGUUAGAUUGCCUCGAAAAGCUGAAGUUGGUAAAUGAUACUCGUCAAAGUAGAAAACAGCUACACCUUCCUCCAGCAUAUAUUUUUCCUCAGAAGCUAAAAAAGCUCACUCUGAUAGAUACAUGGUUCAAAUGGGAAGAUAUGUCUAUAUUAGGUCUAUUAGAGUACCUUGAAGUGCUGAAGUUGAAAGAAAAUGCGUUUAGGGGACAGUCGUGGGAACCAGAGGAUGGCGGUUUUCCUCGUCUGCAGGUCCUAUGGAUUGAAAGGACAGAUCUAUCUUCUUGGAAGGCCUCAUCCGGGAACUUUCCACGACUAAAACGCCUUGUUCUUAUAGCAUGUGAUAAUCUUAAGGAACUACCAGCUGAACUGGCUGAUGUGGAAAACCUCCAGUUAAUUGAACUCCAGAGUACCAGUGUGUUUGCUGCUAAAUCUGCACGAGCAAUACUAAAGAAGAAACAAGAAAAAGAAGGCAGCGGAUUCAAGCUUUCUGUAUUUCCUCCAGAUCUCGGAUUGUAACUUUAAAGACUGCUUCAUUGACACUAGACAGUGGCUUUUGUCAAUUCUUAUACUAUGGAGGGACUCGGCGAUGAAUCAACCCUUCUGCUCGCUACUACAUUUGCCUCACUGGCUUUAACAAGAGAAGUCUCCUGCAUUUUGUUUCUGGAGCAUUCUUAUCUUAUUUGAUGUAUCUGGAUAUCUUCACACUAAUGCAGAACCUGGAGAAUGUCAUUUUUAUUUGUACUGUUGCCAUGUUGAUUGUGACUUCAUUCUUGUAUUUACUUGUUUUGUGCUCUUUCUUUGUUUUUC
Messenger RNA from Nicotiana attenuata, 3038 nucleotides. RefSeq names its product putative late blight resistance protein homolog R1B-14. The transcript is spliced from 3 exons. The record is from RefSeq and is a predicted model, not a curated record. Lineage: Eukaryota; Viridiplantae; Streptophyta; Magnoliopsida; Solanales; Solanaceae. The coding region runs from base 93 to 2747 and encodes 884 amino acids. Gene Ontology annotation, biological process: defense response to other organism. Gene Ontology annotation, molecular function: ADP binding.